AUGGCUCUAGCGCAGUGCACGAUCCUGCAGAUAGUCUCCAACAAUGCGCCUGGUCCCGGGACAGAGCAGAAGCGAAGGCACCAUAUGUCUGUAGUCCUCCUCCUACAGUCUCUCAGGCGCACGCACGCACGCACACACGCACGCACGCAGGGUGCCGCAGCAGAGAUCCUCCAAGGGCACAGCGGGCGGAGCGGAUGGACCAGCGCAGCGGAGGGAGUGCUUCACUUGGCGCCUGUGCUCAGAGCUCAGAGCGGUGUGAGCGGCUCCAGACGGAGACCCAGGACCCAGACAGAGCUCAGGUUACAGGCGCACUGCCGCCCUCCUGCGGCCGUAGCGGGGGGUGCGCCCAGAGCUGCUGAUGAGGACGUUUGA
Knipowitschia caucasica is the source of this 372-nucleotide messenger RNA. Lineage: Eukaryota; Metazoa; Chordata; Actinopteri; Gobiiformes; Gobiidae. The record is from the annotation of a GenBank genome assembly.